Knipowitschia caucasica is the source of this 2502-nucleotide messenger RNA. Lineage: Eukaryota; Metazoa; Chordata; Actinopteri; Gobiiformes; Gobiidae. The record is from the annotation of a GenBank genome assembly.
AUGGAGCUGUCAGACGGCCUCCUGCUGCAAGUGAACAGCGGAGAGCAGUGGUGCAACCGCUGGAAGCAUCCCAACGAGGACUCGGUCAGUCCCGGAGUGAGAAACCUCUUUGAAUCCGUUUCUUCUUCUGAUGACCGCAGCACCAGCCCCUCUGUGCUGCGUUGUGUGACCAGCACCUGGAAGGAAGGACUUCUGAACAGAAAGAGGCCGUUUGUGGGACGCUGCUGCCACUCGUGCACUCCACAGAGCUGGGAGCGACUCUUCAACUCCAGCAUUCCUUCUCUGGGGCUGCGGAACGUCAUCUACAUCAAUGAGACGCACACCAGGCAGAGGGGCUGGCUCGCUCGCCGCCUCAGCUAUGUGCUGUUUGUCAUGGAGAGGGACGUGAAUAAGGACAUGUUCCCCCGAAAUGUGGUGGACAAUGUGCUCAACAACAGCAGAGUGGAGAGUGCGAUCUCGGAGGUAGCCUCAGAGAUGGACGCCGCUAGCUUGUCUGGAGCCGCCGGGAAAGUGAAGCAGAAAGCCCGCUCUUUCCUGCAGGAGAUGGUCGCCAACGUUUCACCCGCCUUCAUCAGGCUGACGGGAUGGGUGCUACUGCGGCUCUUCAACGGUUUCUUUUGGAGCAUCCAGAUCCACAAGGGCCAGCUGGAAAUGGUCAAGAAAGCUGCUUCAGAGCAGAACGUGCCCAUGGUCUUCCUCCCGGUGCAUAAGUCCCACAUCGACUAUCUGCUCAUCACGCUGAUCCUGUUCUGUCACAACAUCAAGGCUCCCCACAUCGCCGCCGGCAACAACCUGAGCAUGCCCAUCCUCAGCACCCUGAUCCGUAAACUGGGAGGUUUUUUCAUCCGUCGGAGAAUGGAGGAGUCCAGCAAUGGGAAGAGAGAUGUUUUGUACAGAUCACUUUUACAUUCCUACACGGAAGAGCUGCUGCGGCAACAGCAGUUCCUGGAGGUGUUCCUGGAGGGCACUCGCUCGCGCAGUGGGAAAGUGUUCCCAGCUCGGGCCGGAAUGUUGUCCAUCGUGGUGGACAGUCUGUGCAGCGGCGCCAUCCCAGACGUGCUGGUGGUGCCUGUGGGCAUCUCCUACGACCGCAUCCUGGAGGGAAACUACAACAGCGAGCAACUGGGAAAGCCCAAGCAGAACGAGAGCCUGUGGGGAAUAGCGUGCGGCGUGUUCAGGAUGCUGCGGAAAAACUACGGAUGUGUCCGAGUGGAUUUCAUUCAGCCAUUCUCCCUCAAGGAAUACCUGGAGACCCACACCAGCCGCCACAUCCCUCCCCCCGUGUCCCUGGAGCACAGCCUGAUGCCCAGUAUCAUAUCAGCCCAACCUGACGCAGUGCCGUUCGACGGUCAAGGUGACGGACAGGACAACCGAGAGCUGCCCGACGAGAUCUGCAGACGCCAUCUGAUCGCCAACCUGGCCAAGCACGUCCUCUACACGGCUAAUAAAUCAUCAGCCAUCAUGUCCACUCACAUCGUGGCCUGCCUGCUGCUCUACAGACACAGACAGGGCGUGGUUCUGUCCAAACUGGUGGAGGACUUCUUCAACAUGAAGGAGGAGAUCCUGUCCCGGGACUUUGACCUGGGCUUCUCUGGAAACUCUGAGGACGUGGUGAUGCGGGCGCUCCACCUGCUGGGCAACUGCGUCAACGUCACCAGCGGCUCCAAUCGCAACGGCGAGUUCACCAUCUCCCCAAGUCAAACGGUCAACGCCCUCUUCGAACUCAACUUCUACAGCAACGGCCUGUUCCACGUCUUCAUUCCCGACGCAAUCAUUGCUUGUAGUAUCCUGGCGCUGCAGAGAGAGCUUCCGGCGGAGGCGGAGACACAGGACAGUCCCUUUAACCUUCACUUGAGUCAGGAGCGACUGAUCCGAAAAGCUGCCGGACUGUCCCACUUCCUCGUGAAUGAAGUCAACGUGGCACCGCCGUGCGUGACCAUUUACCAGGUUUUCCUCGACGCCAUCGACCGACUGAUCCAGUACGGCGUCCUGUACGUGGCGGAGGAGGAUCAAGAAGAACUGAGCCCCACUGAAGAACCGUGGCCCAAGAAGUUCCCGGAGCCACUCUCCUGGAGAAGUGACGAGGAAGACGAGGACAGCGACUUUGGGGAAGAGCAGAGAGUGCGCUACUUAAAGGUGAGCGUGGCGGCGGAGCAUCAGGAGUUCUUCUUGUUCCUCCAGCGCCUCCUCAGUCCCGUCCUGGAGGCGUACGGCGGAGCGGCCAUCUUCCUCCACAGCCUGAGUCAGCCCAGUGCGGAGUCCGAGUACACGCUGCGCCUCUUCAAGUACCUGCUGACGCGCACCGAGAAGGGCGUGGCCGCCUACGGUGAAAGUGCAACUCAUUAUCUGGUGAAGAACACAGUCAAGACAUUCAAAGAACUCGGGGUCCUAAAGGAACGCAAAGAGAACAAGACGACCACACUGGAGCUGAGCAGCACCUUCCUAUCUCAGGCCAACCGCAACAGACUGCUGCAGUACAUCUUAGCAUUCACCUUACUGUGA